AUGGAGGCGCCUCAGAACUUAACGGGCAUUGGCGUAAUUUUAGGACGUGCGAAUCCGCCGGAUGGGCCGCCGCCGCUGCGGUGCUACGCCCGGCGGUUUCCGCGUCGUCUCGCGCAGCAGAGUGACGCGGAGCUUCCGCCCGUUCCGCCCGCGCGGGGGACUGACGCGGAAGUUCCGCGUGAAGCCGCGAGAGCGGAAGGGGUUCCGCGGGUCGAGGGGGGAGCGACUCUACCCCUUUCCCGCCUUCCUCUCGUUUCCUUUGAGUCAACUCAAAUCUUUUCCCGUUUUCCUCACCUCCUGUCGUCCCCUCUCUACCUUAUCGUCCUUCUACUGCAGUUUGUGUGUCCCCAUGCCGAUUGCCAAAGGGCCUUUGCAUUCAACUACCUGUUAUCGAGGCACCUUCUCACUCACAGCCACGAUGCUCCCCGAGUGAGCUCUCUUCCCUCCUCCUUCCCCCCCCCCCUCAUCCCCUCCCUUCCCCUCCCCCCUUUUUUCCUCUCCCCCCUUCUUGCGUGCCUCUUCUCCCCAUUUCCCUCGCUCUUUCCCCUCCCCCUCUUCCAAAUUUCCUCUUUCUCAUCUUUAUCCUUUAUCUUCGUGUGUCCGAAUGGAGAUUGCCAAAUGGCGUUUGCUUCAAACAGCCGGUUAAAGAGGCACCUUCUUACUCACGACCCAAAUGCUCCCCGGCACCCCUGCUCUCAUCCCCACUGCCCUCGAACCUUCAAGCGCCGAGACGACAUGAUACAGCAUCUAAGGAAGUGCCACGGGGAGGAGACAGGGACCAGGGGUGGGCGGAAUGGGGCCGGGGGAACUGGUGUGCCUGGCGGGGAUGGGGUAAAGAGUGCGCAUGGGUGGAGGAAGGGGAAGAGUGCGCAUGGGGCAGCCGUGGGGAAGCAUGGAGGCGAGGAGGAAGGUGAUUAUGUGAGGAGGAAAGAAGGAAAGGGAGGGCAGGAGAGAGGCACAGAGGGAGAGAAGAGGAAGAAGGGGAAGAAGGCGCGUGGUGGAGCAGUGCGGAGGUGUGGAGGGAAGAAGGAGAUUGAUGAUGUGAGGGGAGAUGAGGGAAGGUGGGAGGAGGAGGAGGAGGAGGAGGAGGAGGAGGAGGAGGAGGAGGAGGAGGAGGAGGAGGAGGAGGAGGAGGAGGAGGAGGGCGAUGAGGAGGAGGAAGAUGGAGAGAAGGGGGAGGAGGUGGAUGAGGAGGGAAGGAGGUGGGAGAGAAGGUUAGGAGAGAGCAAGAGGGGAAAGGAGAGGAACGAGGAGGAAAGGUGGGGAGAGGAGAGGGACGAAGAGGAGAGGAGGGAGGAGGAAAGUAACGAGGAGGCUUCCAGAGAGGAAGGGGAGCAUGGAGGGGCGAGGCGAGCAAUUUCUGAGAGUGGAGAAGAGGGAAGGAGGGGGGAGGAGAGGGAAGAGGAUGGAAGGAGCAGGGAGGAGAGGGACGAAGAGGAGGGAGCAUCUCUUUUCCUCCCUCUCAGAGAGAGCAGUGUGGUGAAGGUAGUGAUGAUGCAGCUUCAGGGGGAGGCCAGCUAUGGUGGAGGAGGGAAGGGGACAGAAGAAGGAGCAGCGCAAUCCGUUCCCAAUAAUGAGGGCAGUGCGGGGAGAGUAGUGGUGCAGCUUCAAGAGGUUCGGAGUGGUUGUGAAGGUGGGUGCGCUGGGGCAAAGGAGGUGGGAUCACCCCUUUCCCAGGGGGAGGGUAGCAUGGGGAGUGGGGGGGUGAAUCAGUGUGAGGGUGAGGAGGAGGAAGCGUGUGACAUGGAUGGUCGAGGUGGAGUGGGGAAGGGCGCGGAAGUGGGGGAAGAUGGGGAUGUGGGGGGCUGUUGGCGAUUAGUGGACGACGGGGCGGAAGGGGUAUGUGGAAGAGGCGAGGAUUAUUGGAGGGGACAGGACGAGGGAGGAGGAGAAGCAGAGGAGGGGGGGGUUGAGGGAGAGGGAAGAGGGGGAGGGCAGAGGGCAGAGGAAAGGGGAGGAGGGGAGAGGGAAGACGAAAGGAGAGGAGGGUUGAGGGCAGAGGAAAGGGGAGGAGGGGAGAGGGAAGAGGAAAGGGGAGGAGGGGAGAGGGAAGAGGAAAGGGGAGGAGGGGAGAGGGAAGAGGAAAGGGGAGGAGGGGAGAGGGAAGAGGAAAGGGGAGGAGGGGAGAGGGAAGAGGAAAGGGGAGGAGGGGAGAGGGAAGAGGAAAGGGGAGGAGGGGAGAGGGAAGAGGAAGUGCGAAUAGAGGAGGAGGACGAGGGAGGAGGAUGGGGAGAGAGGGAAAGAGAGGACAUGGAUGGACGGGAGGAGGAAGAGGGAGGAGGUGGCAGGAUAAAACACCUGAAGAGUCACCUGAGGCAGCAGAAGAGAUACCUGGGCACGAAGGUGCGUGAUUUUGUGGGGAGGAGGGGUCGACCAUGCAAGCUGAGGAAACACCUGAAGGCAACAGAGAAGGAGCACCUGAGGAGGCGAAAGGAGAUGCUCCUGAAGGAUGAAGAGAUACACUUAAAGUGGCAAGAAGAACACCUGAAGCAACAGAAGCAUCUCCUGAGACAGCAGGGGGAUUACUUGAAGCAACAGAACGAGCAGCAGGAGUUCCACCUAAAACAGAGGGAGAUGCUCUUGAAAGAGGAAGAGUUCCACCUGAGACACCUGGAGGAACACCUGAAGCAACGGAAUGAACACCUGAGACAGCAGGGUGAUCGCAUAAGGGAACAGAAGGAGCAGCAAGAGUUACACGUCAGGCACCAGGAGGAGCACCUGAAGCAACAGCACGAGAACCUGAACGAUCAGGAAAUCCACCUGAAGCGUAAGAGGAAAAAUCUGGAGCUCCAGGUGAGACGCACGCGGAUUCGGAGGGAUCGCCUGAUCUGUUUCUCUGUAGAACCUCGUGGUUUGAAAAGAAACGUGGUGGUGAGUGGUGCGGUGAGAGGGAGGACGGUGGAGGAUGGUGGAGGGAGAGAACAAGCGGUUGCAGUGAAUGGUGUGGAGGGAGAGAGAGUGGUGGAAGAUGGAGGGAGAGGAGUAUGCGAGACUUCGGGGCGAGUAUCGGCGAGUCCACCGGAUGGCGCACCGUCGUAUUUGCGGCGCUACCCCCGGCGGCUUCCGCCUCGUCUGGCGCAGCGGAAUUGGGAUGUGGAUGAGGAUUGGAAUGGGGAUGGGGAUGGGGAUGGGGAUGGGGAUGGGGAUGGGGAUGGGGAUGGGGGCACGGUGGAGUGGGUGGGAGAGGAUGAAGAGGAGGACGACGACGGCGACGAGGAAAAGGAGGAUGAGGUGGAGGAUGAGGUGGAGGAUGAGGUGGAGGAUGAGGUGGAUGAGGAGGUGGAUGAGGAGGAGAAGGAUGUUUGCAUUGUGACAAUGGGGGAGAACGAGAGGGGGGAGAAAAAAGGGGAAAUGAAGAAGAACGAGGAGAGGCAGGGGGGGAAUGAGAAGCUCUACGCCUGUGACGAGUGUGGAAAGGCGUUUCCUACACGACAGAGGUUGAAGAAUCACGUGGCCACCCACUCGAAGGAGUUCGUGUGUCCGCAUGAAAACUGCCAAAAGGCAUUCUCAUCCAACCACCUGUUGAAGGAGCACAUUCUUACUCACAACCCCAAUGCUCCUCCCCGGCUCCCAUGCUCUCAUCCCCACUGCUCUCAAACCUUCAAGAAUCGACGCAGCAUGUUAAAGCAUGCAAGGACGCAGCACAAGAAAGAGGGGGGAAGUGGAAGCAGGGUACUUGGUGUGCGUGGCGGAGCGGAGGGGAGUGAGGCGGGGGUAAAGAGGGCACAUGAGGGGGACAAGGGGAUGAGGGUGCACGAAGGACUGGUGGUUAGGGAGGAGAGGGAAGAAGAGGCAGUGAGAGGGAAGGAGAGGGGAGAGGAGGAAAGGAGGGGAGAGGAGAGGAGGGAAGAAGCGAGGAGGGAGGAGUGGUGGAAGGGAGCGGCGAGGAGGGUGUGGGAGAGGAGGGAAGCGGAGAGGAGGGAGGAGGAGAGGAAGGAAGCGGCAAGAAGGGAGGAGGAGAGGAAGGAAGCGGCGAGGAGGGAGGAGGAGAGGAAGGAAGCGGCGAGGAGGGAGGAGGAGAGGAAGCAAGCCGCGAGGAGGGAGGAGGAGAGGAAGGAGGAGGAGAGGAGGGAAGCGGCGAGGAGAGAAAAGGCGAGAAAGGAAAAGGCGAGGAGGGAGGAGAAAAGGAGGGAAGAGGAAAGGAGGGAAGAGGCGAGGAGGGAGGAGGAGAGGAAGCAAGCAGCGAGGAGGGAGGAGGAGAGGAGGGAAGCGGCGAGGAGAGAAAAGGCGAGAAAGGAAAAGGCGAGGAGGGAGGAGAAAAGGAGGGAAGAGGAAAGGAGGGAAGAGGCGAGGAGGGAGGAGGAGAGGAAGCAAGCAGCGAGGAGGGAGGAGGAGAGGAAGGAAGCGGCAAGAAGGGAGGAGGAGAGGAAGGAAGCGGCGAGGAGGGAGGAGGAGAGGAAGGAAGCGGCGAGGAGGGAGGAGGAGAGGAAGAGGAGGGAGGAGGAGAGGAAGAGGAGGGAGGAGGAGAGGAAGGAAGCGGCAAGAAGGGAGGAGGAGAGGAAGGAAGCCGCGAGGAGGGAGGAGGAGAGGAAGGAAGCAGCGAGGAGGGAGGAGGAGAGGAAGAGGAGGGAGGAGGAGAGGAAGGAAGCGGAAAGAAGGGAGGAGGAGAGGAAGCAAGCCGCGAGGAGGGAGGAGGUGAGGAAGGAAGCGGCGAGGAGGGAGGAGGAGAGGAAGGAAGCGGCAAGAAGGGAGGAGGAGAGGAAGGAAGCCGCGAGGAGGGAGGAGGAGAGGAAGGAAGCCGCGAGGAGGGAGGAGGAGAGGAAGGAAGCAGCGAGGAGGGAGGAGGAGAGGAAGAGGAGGGAGGAGGAGAGGAAGGAAGCGGAAAGAAGGGAGGAGGAGAGGAAGCAAGCCGCGAGGAGGGAGGAGGUGAGGAAGGAAGCGGCGAGGAGGGAGGAGGAGAGGAAGGAAGCCGCGAGGAGGGAGGAGGAGAGGAAGGAAGCCGCGAGGAGGGAGGAGGAGAGGAAGGAAGCAGCGAGGAGGGAGGAGGAGAGGAAGAGGAGGGAGGAGGAGAGGAAGGAAGCGGAAAGAAGGGAGGAGGAGAGGAAGCAAGUCGCGAGGAGGGAGGAGGAGAGGAAGGAAGCGGCGAGGAGGGAGGAUGAGAGGAGAGAUGGAAGGAGAGGCGAGGAGACGGAAGGAAAGGGGAGAAGAGGGGAGGAGAGGGAUGGCGAGGAGGAAACACCCCUUUUUCUUCCUUCAGGGGAGGGCGGCAUGGGAAGGGAAGCGAUGCAGGUUCAAGGGGAAGGCAACGCGGUUGGAGGAGGGUUGGGGACAGAGAAGAGAGCAAGAACCCAAUUCGUGCCUGCAGAGGAGGGAAACAACAUGGGAAGGGCAGCAAUGCAGCGCGAUGCAGCGAAGCAACCGGUGCAAGGCGAGGGCUGUGCGGUUGGAGGAGAGAGAGAGGUGGGAGGAACUCAGUCUUUACUUGGCUAUACGGGCAGCAUAAGAAGGCUUGUGAUGCCACUUCAUGGAAAGGGCAGCGGCGGUGGGGAAGGGAGAGUUACAGCGGAAGGAGCGGCGAAAUCUCUUGGUGGGAAUGAGGGUAUUGUGGGGAAGGCAGUGGUGCAGGUGCAAGGGGAGGGUAACGUUGGUGGAGGAGGGAGAAAGGAGGGAGAAGAGGAGGAAGAAGAGAAGAGGGAAGAGGAGGGACAACAAGAGGAAGAAGAGGAGAGAGAAGAAGAGGGAGAAGAGGAGAAAGAAUUGGAGGGAGGAGAGGGAGACGAGGAGGGAGAGAAGGAGAGAGAAGUGGAGGGAGAGGAGGACAGAGAAGAGGAGGGAGAACCCACUCUCCUCUGUCCCAGGGGGGAUGGCAAUGUGGGGAGUGGCGGGAUGAAUGAGUGUGAGGAAGAGGAGGAGGUUGGUGCAGCAGAGCAAGAGGAGCACACAAGAUUGCAGGAGGGGCGGAAGAGGAAACGGCUUGCGGGAGGAGUUGAGAGGGAAGGGGCUGGCUGCGGGAAAAUCCACCUGAAAUGCCACCCGAGGGAGCAGAGGAGGUAUUUGAAUAGGAAAGUGCAUCAUUUUGUGGGGAGGAAAGGCCGCCGAGGCAACCUGACGAACCACCUGAAGGCAACAGAGAAGGAGCACCUGAGGCGGGAGGAGAUUCUCCUGAAGGAGGAGGAGGUUCACCUGAAGCAACAGGCGGAACACCUGAAGCAGCAGAAAGAACUUAUGAGGCAGAAAGAGUCCUUUCUAAAGCAACAAAAUGAGCAGCAGGAGUGGCACGUGAAACAGAAAGAGCUGCUGCUGGGGGAACAGAAGGAGCAGCAAGAGAUGUACCAGAAGCAGCAGGAGGAGCUGCUGAGACAGCAAGAGGAGCACUUGAAUAGAAGGAAUGUGCAGAAGGAGUUUUACCUGCAACAGAAAGAGCUGCUCCUGAGGGAACGGAAGGAGCAGCAAGAGAUGCACCAGAGGCAGCAGGAGGAGCUCCUGAAGCAGCAGGAAGAACUCCUGAAGCAACAGAGCGAUCACCUGAACGACCAGAAAAACCACCUGAAGCGUAAAAGGCAGCACCAGGAGCUUCAGGUGAAACACACUCGGAUUUGGAAGAAUCGUUGCUUUGUACGUCCGUGUGGUUCAAGAAGGGAGGUUGGGGUGAGGGAUGGGGAGGGAGGGAGGGUGGUGGAGGAUGGUGGGAGAGGAACGGGCAUGGUGAAUGUUGAGGAGACAUGGUAA
This is a messenger RNA of Closterium sp. Naga37s-1, 6669 nucleotides long. Lineage: Eukaryota; Viridiplantae; Streptophyta; Zygnematophyceae; Desmidiales; Closteriaceae. The record is from the annotation of a GenBank genome assembly.